Pogoniulus pusillus (Red-fronted tinkerbird) is the source of this 6788-nucleotide messenger RNA. RefSeq names its product zinc finger MYND-type containing 8 (gene ZMYND8). Gene Ontology annotation, molecular function: transcription corepressor activity; protein binding. Gene Ontology annotation, cellular component: nucleus; cytoplasm. The transcript has 21 exons. The record is from RefSeq and is a predicted model, not a curated record. NCBI's taxonomy places the organism in Eukaryota, Metazoa, Chordata, Aves, Piciformes, Lybiidae. Gene Ontology annotation, biological process: regulation of DNA-templated transcription. The coding region runs from base 2913 to 6269 and encodes 1118 amino acids.
AGCUCGGCCCCAGCUCCGCGGCGGCUGGGGGAGCUGUGCGGUGUGCGAGUGCGUGCCCGGGGCAUGUGCACCUCUGCUGCCGAGAGGGCUGAAGAGCCUGCGUGCGAGUGCUGAAUGCGUGUUUAAGUGCUCAUUUGUGCUUCAGAUCUCUGGGAAAGCUGACUUUGGGCAUCUUGAGUCUGGUGUAGUGGGGGGGGUCAGGACACUUGGUGCAUCUUGGAAGUGCCUAUGAAGAGUGGUUUCCUUGGCUCUGUAGAUGCCUUGAGAGAACACUCAAAGGUGCUGGAGGAUACAGGCUGAAUUUCCUAAUUCAGGUCCUGCGCUGGGGUGGGACAGAUUGAGAGCUGAAGAACCCUCACAUGCUGUAACUAUCACCCAGGAGGUAGGAGUGGUGAUUGGGAGCAGCCUUGCAGUGCUAGGUUUGGGCCCACAGACACCGAGCAUCCUCCGUGGGCUCUGUAACUUCCCCUGUCAGCAAUGCCGGGAUGCUGCUGCUGUUGCUGUGCUGGUCUCAGCCAUGUCUCAGCCAGGCUUCCUGCACAGCUCGGUUUCUUGUCCCACUCACUUGUAGCAGUGGCUUUAUCUUUCUUGGGUCACGUUGCCUUGAGGUCCUGAUUUGAAGAAAAGGUCUGGAGUGUUGUGAUUGCUUUUACAGAACUUAAGUGGGAGCCGCUGCUGGAAGGGUAUUGCCCUCUCCCCGCUUCCCCGCACGCAGUACGCUCCCAUUUCCUCUUGGCACAUCCCCAUGCACAGCGAGCUAGAUCCCAGAGCAGAGGCGGCUCAAGAGAACGUGCUCCGGGGAACAUGAAGUCAUGGGUGGGGGAAACCAUUCCUUUUAGUGGCAGCCUGUGUAAAAUGAUCUUAAGGCUUCAACCUGAGUCUGGUGAGGACUUGUGUGACCUAGCCGGUGGCUUAAACUGGAUCUGUGUUUUGAAGCCAGGCAAUGUGUGCUGCCAAACUACUUCACUCUUAGCAGAAUUUGUGUGGCUUAUUCUGGAGUUACCUGUGUGCACAGGUUUUUAAGUGUGGGGUUUGUUACAGCUUGGUGACGUCGAAAUAGGAUUUUAUAAGGUGGGGAGGAGGAAAAGCCAAUGCAGCACUGCAAGAGAACAAUGAACCCAUCCUCUGAGCCCAUCCCUUCCCUUUGCCUGGGAAAGAGAAUGGGCAGAGGCAAGCGGUGCAUGAAAUGUUUUGGUGUCUGCAACGUGCUGCCAGCUCCUCCUUGCUGGAGGCCCUCUGCGAAAGGGGGUAACAAAUGUGCAGUGUAAUGGCACUGCCCAUGCAUAGUGAACUGGAGAGCACUGGAGCAGGGUCAGCUAUGUCAUGCAUGUAAUAUAUGCCCGUGCAAAGCAAAGCUGGGAAGCGUUGUGCCAGGGUCAGCUGUGCUACACAUUGCCCUUAUUUCUGGUCACGUGGCUGCUUUUCCUUGCCACUGGAAUGAGCAGCAUGGUCCAGGAGCUGGGACACUGGGUAUGAGUGGAGCAGAACUCCGCUACAGCGGCCUAAAGAGCUUGCUUUGGAAGCCAUUGCUGUAUACAGAUGAGAAGCAGAGCAAGUGAUCCCUGCAGUUCGUGGGUCUUCUCUGGAUCUUUCAUGCACUGACUUCAGUUGAUUUGUGUUUAACAUUUUUGCUGAUGCAAGUGCCCUGUUUCACAGUGUGAGAGGAGUUGCAGCAGAACCCCUUAGUAGCUGAUAGUUGAUUACAAGUAGCUUUACUUUGUGUAGGAAGCUGUUUGAACUUGAGCUAGUGGCAGAGCUCCUGCUAACAUAAACUGUUUGUCAGGCUGAAGAGUUUCUUGCACAGAAAUGUAACCAAGUCUUCAGGGGGUUUUCCCAGGCCUGAUUAGCUGUCUGGGGCAGAGUUAACCACUGUGGCUAAAGCAAAGGUCUUUUGGCCUCUCUGCUGGAAAUAGGAGUUCUUAGAGCUGGAGUGGCUGAACGGAUCUUGCCCCACUCCACAGGAGCAGUUCAUGUUCUGCCAGGUCCCUGUAAACUGUGUGAGCCCCAGCUGGCAGGAAUGGCCUAGGCAGUGAAUGGUCACUGACGAGGUGAAGAUGUCUGUCCUGCUUGGCUUUGUGCAGCGCUGGGGUCAGUGGGCAGCUGGGAUGCCUGCUCCAGGCACCCUCACCUCAUUUCUCUGCCACUCUGAAUUUGCCUUGCCACAAUAUUGUCAUUUGGCUUUCAUCUACAACAGUCGAAUCUCCCAAACUGGGCUGCAGCUCAGUGUUCUUUCUAGUUCUUUUUCCUCCUUACCUCCACCCCCCUUCCCCAGGUUGACUUAACCGCCCAAAUUCAUUGAGCUCUUUUCAUGAAUGGCAUCUCUGAGAAAGCAGAAUAUCAGCAGGUCUCUGUGUGAGACUGAAUAGUUGAAUAACAGUAACAACUCUGGGUUGCUUUUUGCUAUAGUCAGUAAUAAUUGGUGGAAUUGUAAUGCCAAUAAAUGGUAAAAACUGGCAAUAAAUGAUAAAAACUCAGCUUGUUUUUUUAUAGCCCAGUUGAAAAAUCCUUGGGAUGAUUUAAUACUUAAAAUUCCUUUUUAUCUUCUAAUUUUGCAAGGUCUUCUGUGCUGCUAAGUCGGUUAGUUGAGCUGCUCUGUUCACUGGUGCUGAUGAGCAUUUGAAUGCUGGCAGGCAUCUGUCGGUGCAGUUUGCAGAGGCCCUGGAUGAGGAGCUACAAGGAGCAGAGUCUGUCAUGUACAACUUAUAGAUAACCUUCAGCACAUGGCACAGGACUGUCCUUAGCAGAGCUGUCACUUGUGUGAUUGGUAACAUGCAGCAGGUGUGUGUGCCUGGGCUCUCUCUCCAUGUUGUGGUGGCUGAGUGCCCUGGCCAGCAACAGAUCUCUCCUCUCAUCAGGGAUGUUCAAUCUUGGCUGAAGAGGAAAUAAAGGCAGAGCAGGAGGUGGUGGAGGGGAUGGAUAUCUCCACUCGAUCCAAAGAUCCUGGCUCUGCCGAACGCACAGCGCAAAAAAGGAAGUUCCCCAGCCCUCCGCACUCCUCCAACGGCCACUCGCCGCAGGACGCGUCCGCGAGUCCUAUCAAAAAGAAAAAGAAACCUGGGCUGUUGAACAGUAACAAUAAAGAGCAGUCAGAACUAAGACAUGGUCCGUUUUACUAUAUGAAGCAGCCACUCACCACAGACCCUGUUGAUGUUGUACCGCAGGAUGGACGGAAUGAUUUCUAUUGCUGGGUUUGUCAUCGGGAAGGCCAAGUCCUCUGCUGUGAGCUCUGCCCUCGGGUUUAUCAUGCUAAGUGUCUGAAACUGACAGCGGAACCAGAGGGGGAUUGGUUUUGCCCAGAAUGUGAGAAAAUCACAGUGGCAGAAUGCAUAGAAACACAAAGUAAAGCUAUGACAAUGCUCACCAUAGAACAGCUGUCGUACUUGCUGAAGUUUGCACUACAGAAAAUGAAACAGCCAGGGACAGAGCCAUUUCAAAAGCCAGUUUCACUGGAUCAACACCCAGAUUAUGCAGAAUAUAUCUUUCACCCAAUGGACCUUUGUACAUUAGAGAAGAAUGUUAAGAAGAAGAUGUACGGUUGCACUGAAGCGUUUUUGGCUGACGCCAAAUGGAUUUUGCACAACUGCAUUAUUUACAAUGGGGGAAAUCACAAGUUGACACAGACAGCAAAAGUCAUCAUCAAAAUCUGUGAGCAUGAGAUGAAUGAAAUCGAAGUAUGUCCGGAAUGUUACUUAGCUGCUUGCCAAAAACGAGAGAAUUGGUUUUGUGAGCCUUGUAGCAAUCCCCACCCUCUGGUCUGGGCUAAACUCAAAGGCUUUCCAUUCUGGCCUGCUAAAGCGCUGCGGGAUAAAGACGGCCAAGUUGAUGCCCGCUUCUUUGGCCAACACGACAGGGCCUGGGUUCCAAUAAAUAAUUGCUACCUCAUGUCUAAAGAAAUUCCUUUUUCUGUGAAAAAGACUAAGAGCAUCUUCAAUAGUGCAAUGCAGGAGAUGGAGGUUUACGUGGAUAACAUCCGCAGACGGUUCGGAGUGUUUAACUAUGCCCCUUUCCGGACGCCCUACACUCCCAACAACCAGUACCAGAUGCUGCUGGACCCUGCAAACCCCACUGCUGGAACUGCAAAGACAGACAAGCAGGAGAAAAUCAAGCUCAACUUCGACAUGACAGCGUCCCCCAAGAUCCUGAUGAGCAAGUCGAUGCUGGGCAGCGGCACGGGGCGGCGGAUCUCGCUGACCGACAUGCCGCGCUCCCCCAUGAGCACCAACUCCUCCGUGCACACCGGCUCCGACGUUGAGCAGGACGCCGAGAAGAAAGCCACUUCCAGCCACUUCAGUGCCAGCGAGGAGUCCAUGGACUUCAUUGAGAAGAACACAGCUUCUCCAGCACCAACACGGACAGGUCAAGCAGGGAGCUUGUCAGGCAGCCCCAAACCUUUCUCUCCUCAAGCAUCAACACCAAUUUCUGCUAAGCAAGAAAGGACCUCCACGCCAGGAAGCAUUCUGAAUCUUAAUCUUGACCGUAGCAAAGCUGAGAUGGAUCUGAAGGAGCUGAGUGAGUCAGUCCAGCAGCAAAGCACUCCUGUGCAGCUCAUCUCCCCCAAACGCCAGAUCCGCAGUAGGUUCCAGCUUAACCUUGACAAGACAAUAGAGAGCUGUAAAGCACAGCUUGGGAUAAAUGAAAUCUCUGAAGCUGUUUACACUGCAGUAGAACACAGUGACUCUGAAGAUUCAGAAAAGUCUGACACCAGUGACAGUGAAUAUAGUGAUGAGGACCAGAAAUCAAAGAAUGAUCAGGAGGAUGGAGAGGACAAGGAAGGUACAAGAAGUGACAAAGAGUCCUUGAGCAUAAAAAAAAAAACUAAACCCCCAGCACAGAAUGAAGACAAGGAGGAACUUAAAAGCACAAGUCCAGAAGUGGAGAAACCAGAUGAUGCAGCCAAGGAGAAGGCAAUUACAGACUCUGAGAAAGACUUCUGUGACAAGGCAAAAGGUUUACAGCAUCCAGCAAAAGAAAAGCUGAAAGGUAAAGAUGAAACAGACUCUCCAACUGUGCACCUAGGGCUGGACUCUGAUUCUGAGAGUGAGCUUGUGAUCGACCUGGGAGAUGAUCACUGCGCCCGGGAGGGAAGAAAAAGCAAGAAAGAGUCGAAGGAGCCUCCUCCCAAACAGGAUGUUGUAGGUAAAACUCCACCUUCCUCUAGUGCCAGCACCCAGCCUCUACCAGAAACUCCAGUCCUUACCCGCUCUGCAGCCCAGACUCCACCAGCUGGUGUGACAGCAACUACCAGCGCUGCCUCUACUGUUAGUGCUCCAGCUGCAGCCACUGGCAGCCCUGUGAAAAAGCAGAGGCCUCUGCUGCCCAAGGAAACUGCCCCUGCUGUGCAGCGUGUAGUGUGGAACUCCUCCAGUAAGUUCCAGACCUCCUCUCAAAAGUGGCACAUGCAGAAGGUGCAGAGACAGCAGCAACAGCAGCAGAGCCAGCAGGCUCAGUCACAGCAACCUCAGUCCUCUCAAGGGACAAGAUAUCAGACAAGACAAGCAGUUAAAGCUGUGCAGCAAAAAGAGAUCACCCAGAGCACUUCCACAUCCACUAUAACCUUGGUUACAAGUACUCAGCCCAUUUCUAUGGUUACCAGUUCUGGAUCUGCAAGUACCCUUUCUUCCUCACUUAACACAGACUUGCCCAUUGCAACAGCUUCAGCUGAUGUGGCUGCAGACAUUGCUAAGUACACUAGCAAAAUGAUGGAUGCCAUCAAGGGAACCAUGACUGAAAUAUAUAAUGAUCUCUCCAAAAACACCACUGGAAGCACCAUAGCUGAGAUUCGGCGCCUGAGGAUCGAGAUAGAGAAGCUGCAGUGGUUACACCAGCAGGAGCUGUCAGAGAUGAAGCACAACCUAGAGCUGACAAUGGCUGAAAUGCGUCAGAGCCUGGAGCAGGAGCGAGAUCGUUUGAUUGCGGAGGUGAAGAAGCAGCUGGAGCUGGAGAAGCAGCAAGCAGUGGAUGAAACUAAAAAGAAGCAGUGGUGUGCUAACUGCAAGAAGGAGGCCAUCUUCUACUGCUGCUGGAACACCAGCUACUGUGACUACCCCUGCCAGCAGGCUCACUGGCCUGAGCACAUGAAGUCUUGCACACAAUCAGCUACUGCAACACAGCAAGAAACAGACACUGAGAUUAGCACAGAAACAUUAAACAAAUCAGCCCAGCCCAGCUCAGGCGUGCAGCCUGCACCCACAGAGCCAGCCAGCACCCCCAAGGAGAAGGAAGGUUCAGCUGAGAAGAGCAAAGAGAGUGUUACAGACCCAUCAGUGUAGCUUCUGGUCUGGAUCUUUCGAUACAAGUUGCCUUCUGAUAAGCAAUACUGACUGCAGCACUUCCAAGCCCUUCUUGCCUGGGGGUUCAGAGGCCAAGCUCAAGACCUGCAUUCAGACCAACUUCCUUACCACACAGACUGCCACUAGGGUGCCGCAGUGGUCCAGAGCACAGCAGUUCACCUGGAUCUACAGCUAAUGGAGCAGUGUGCAGUUACCAGAUCCUCCACAGCAGCUACUCUGAUAGUGUUCAGUAGGCAAGGAUGAGCAAAUGCUCCAAUAAAAGGGACUUAACAUUGCAUAUAUAGAAAAUGUUUAUAGAGAAGAUUCUGCUUUCUAGGUAGGGCUUGACUAUUAGCAAUUUCAGCAUCGUUUUUCUUCUGCCCUUGCAAGAUUUAUUAUAAAUGAAGAAUUUUGUGGGGGGCCCUGGUCCUUCAAACCCUUACACAUGAUCCCCCACAUCAGUAGGAGCCUUGUUGUAUUUUAAAAUAUUAAAAGCAAACUAAUUUUGUAGUAUUGUGA